Messenger RNA from Humulus lupulus (European hop), 1448 nucleotides. RefSeq lists its product as uncharacterized. Bases 341 to 1243 code for a protein of 300 amino acids. Lineage: Eukaryota; Viridiplantae; Streptophyta; Magnoliopsida; Rosales; Cannabaceae. The record is from RefSeq and is a predicted model, not a curated record. The transcript has 4 exons.
AUUUUGUCCCUUUUAAGAUCCAACAAAAAAGGUUUUGAAAGUACAUUAAAUCUCCUUAACUUCUAGCUUGGCGCUACUUGUACCUUGCCCACGUAAGUGCCUAUGUCCCAAAUGUAUUACCGAACAAAGCACCAAGUCGCACUAUUGCUUUAAAAAAGAAAAAGACAGAAACGCCCUUUUUAUAUAAAUAUAUUAUUAUUAUUUGCCUUUACAGACAUGACUUCAUGUCUUUAAUAUUGUCAUCUCUGCCUUUUUUUUCUUCCGAAAUUUCGAAACUUCAAAUCUCGGCAACCCAGAAACUUAAGACAUUUUCCGGAAAAAACAAAAAGUAGACCGAAAAAUGUCAGUCUUGUUAACAGAAAACAAUAACGAAGCCAACGUAAAUAUUGGUCCCCAUGAUCAGUACUAUGGCUACUUUCACAGGAGCAAUGGCAGCAUAAGCGAAAUAGAGGAAGAAGAUGAAGGAGAAGGAGGAUGUAGUAGCGAAAACGACGACGUUGCGAGGGAUAUCAAGGAGCUAUUCGAGAUCAAGAAGUUUGCCCCGAUGCCGGCCAUCGGAGAAGAACAACUAUCGAGCGGUGCAGGUGGCGAGGAUUGUAUUUACGUGGCGGUCGGAAAGAGCGCAUCCAGCAUGGACGCCUUGAAUUGGACUUUGAGACAGGUUAUGGAUCUGUCACCGUCGAUCAUCGUCUAUCUCAUUCAUAUUUUUCCUGAGAUCCGCCAAAUCCCUACUCCAUUAGGAAAGCUUCCGUUGAGUCAAGUUAGUCCAGAGCAGGUGGAAAAUUACAUGGCACAGGAAAGAGGCAAGAGAAGAGAGCUUCUUCAUACGUUCCUCCAUAAAUGUUCAGCUGCCAAUGUUAAGGUGGAUACCCUAUUGAUUGAGAGUGAUGGCCUGGCGAAGGCAAUUAUAGAUCUUGUUGAAAUUCUCAACAUAAGGAAACUAGUAAUUGGAAUCGCCAAACCCAACUUAAGGAAAUUAAGAUCGAGAAAAGGAACAGGGUUGGCUGAUCAAAUACUAAAGAGCGCACCGGAAACUUGCGAGGUUAAUAUCAUAUGCGAAGGAAACCAAGUACUGAAUAUGGACCAACCGAUGAGUGAACCGCCAUCGCCAUCGCCAUCUCCACGUGCCAUCGUUGAUAUCUCCAAGGAGUCUGAUCAUAACUCCACUAAGUCCUUGCAAGAAGAAGAUAAACGCGAAGAAGCGCCUGUCUCCUGCAUGUGUUUUAGGUCAAAGUUUACAUAAUAAAGUAAGUGUUCACAUUUCAUGGUGCGGGGAUAGCUCAGUUGGGAGAGCGUCAGACUGAAGAUCUGAAGGUCGCGUGUUCGAUCCACGCUCACCGCAAACUUCUGUUUGUUUUUAUUUACCUAUUUUUGAAAUUUACACAUUUUAAUAAUAAUUGAAAAAAAAAUUAUUAUAAUAGUGCUAAGGGCCAUAUAUUUUUUAUUAA